AUGAAGGCAUUACUUAUGAUCUCCCCUUCGUCGUGCAUUUCGCCGGCGAAUCGACCUCUUCCUCCGAUUCCGGCUAAAGAAUGUGCUACAACCCCAGCAUUGUUGAGACGACGGGUUCCACGCAUGGGAACGUGGGUUGCCAUGCGACCCACGAUCACUCCUACUCCCUCCAAUUCGCACUCUCCACUACAAUUCCAGUCAGAGCGGAAUUCUUGUGAAGUCUCCGUCACAACUAAGAAGAGUGACGAUGCGAACAAUUCGAACGAAUUCCGGCCCAGUUCGGCGCCCUCAGAGCAUUCCUACGUGGAGUACCUCACGAAUCCACCUCGUCCACAGACCCAACGACGCAGCCACUCGCCAACGGGUCCGGAGUCAGUUCAACAUACCUCUGAGAGAUCUCUGUCAUCAAAUAGGAUCUGUGUUCGUGAGGUCCAUGCGGACAUCAUCAAUGGA
This is a messenger RNA of Mesocestoides corti, 453 nucleotides long. Lineage: Eukaryota; Metazoa; Platyhelminthes; Cestoda; Cyclophyllidea; Mesocestoididae. The record is from the annotation of a GenBank genome assembly.